Molecule: messenger RNA, 291 nt
Organism: Mesorhabditis spiculigera
Lineage: Eukaryota; Metazoa; Nematoda; Chromadorea; Rhabditida; Rhabditidae
Source: the annotation of a GenBank genome assembly
AUGAAAGACACCUCAACAGACACCUUAUCGCUUCCGCACCUCGAAACAAUCGAUUGCCAAAGAAUGGGCCUUCCGGUCUGCACGAUAAUUUUUGGAUCGUUAUUCGUUAUUGGGUUGAUCGCAUGCUGUGGAGUGGUUUCUUAUGUGUUGCAACGACAUAAAGAGGAAACGGAAAAGCAUGUAGAGGAGAAAAAGGAUGGCUUGGCAGAAGCACUAGUAAGGCGGGAUCCAGAACCACCAAGGAGUCCGCUUGGGAAGAUCGAAAUUUCGGUAGACUACGAUGAAUUAGCC